CGUCUUCAAGCCCCCAAGUCUUUUCAGCCCCGAUAUAACCACGAUGACCUCGCGACUUGCCUCAUCCGCUGCCGCCGCUCUGCGUCGCCGCCAGGAUCCAAAGCUCGCGGAAAAGUUCAAUCUGGCCGCUCUGAACGGCGGCAAAAGCCCCUUUGUCGUGUCGAGCAACCGGCUACUGAAGGUGAACAAGAAGCCGCAGCAGCGCAUCACGGAUAAGUUCUCGCUCGAGUAUUUACUGGGACCCAGCAAGCCUCAAACGGGCAAGAAGAAGAACCCUUUCCACGUCGCCAGCUCCAAGCUCAUGUGAGCUACAGGCCCAAGGAAGGACGCAGCAGCCGCCACUUACUACUAUCCUGUUCCGCAUGUAUAAUCUACAAAAAUACUACUACGUUUGGCCGCCAGACAUGAUGAGGUUAUAGUUAUCCUUCCCCUACGCUUUGAUAGGGAAGGCAGAUAACUUGUCGCCAGUAAGUAAAAGCAGCAGCCUCUUGGUAAGAACGAUAUGUCUAAUAUCACGGGGUGACCAACCUGAUAGCAGC
Molecule: messenger RNA, 539 nt
Organism: Phytophthora nicotianae INRA-310
Lineage: Eukaryota; Oomycota; Peronosporomycetes; Peronosporales; Peronosporaceae
Exons: 1
Coding region: 44-307 (87 amino acids)
Source: RefSeq, a predicted model, not a curated record